Messenger RNA from Arabidopsis arenosa, 4337 nucleotides. The record is from the annotation of a GenBank genome assembly. Lineage: Eukaryota; Viridiplantae; Streptophyta; Magnoliopsida; Brassicales; Brassicaceae.
CCUCUAACAGUCUCUCUCUCUCUCUCUACAAUCGUUUUAACGAUAACUCUCCGACGAAGAAGAAAACGAAAAAGAGUAAGAAGUCAAGAAAGAUCACUAAAUACUGUUAUCUCUUUCGAUCCAACGAAACAGAGAUGUCUCUCUCAGACGAUCAUUUAUCUUUUACGGGGAAGAAUCGAGCGCGUACGAGUCAAGAAUCACGAGAGAGCCCUCAAGGUUCUUCUUUCUUGCGAUCCAAGGAAACAGAGACGUCUCUCUCCGACGACCCUCCACCUCCGAGGAAGAAAAAUCGAGCGCUUACGAGUCAAGAACCGCGAGAGAGCCCUCAAGAUUCUUCUUUCUUGCGAUCCAAGGAAACGGAGAAGAAGAGUCAGACGAGUAUGAGCCAAGAAACAGAGAAGCCGUUUGUUUCUCCGAUUAACACAGAUGAUGAAGUCUUUAAGGGAUAUGAAUCGUACUACGACAGUGACAAAAUCUUUAUGUACACUGCAAACACGUUGCAUCCUUAUGGUGACAUGUUCGAAGGUUCUCUUGAUUCUGCAGGGAACAUUGGAUCACAAAAAGAUCCUGUUGCGCUCGAGAUGCCAAGGUUGACGUUACACAACUCUGGAAGUCAAAUUGGUGUUGGCCUUAUUAGACCUGACAUGGAACAAGAAUUCUCCACAGAAAUGCAGGGUGAAGGAUAUGAUGGCACACACACUUGUGGCCCUUUGGAAAACAAGAUUGAUAUUGCUGUUGGUUCUUUUGGAAACGUUGGAUCGAUUAUGAACGCAGAAAGAGAGAAAGAAAAGACUGUGACGAUCCCUACCCCUAGAUUUGUCGAGGCACCACAAUGGACCAUAAAGAAGAGGCUGACCCAGUACGAUACUAAUCCUCAUUAUGACAGACUUAUUCUGCAAAGGAGCUCCUUUGAUGAGCACAUUGGAAGACAUUUGCCUAAAGCAGAUUACCAAAAGGUAGUAGAUAAAAUCGGAACCACGACUGUUAACGUAUAUGACUACGACACGGACACAAUGCAUGAGCUGCGUCUGGAAUUACAGAAAAGCUAUGGUCUAAGGAGUGGCUGGGUGGAACAUUUUGUUCGCAGGAGAUGCUUGAGGCAAAACGAAGAGAUUGGACUCUUAUGGGAUUCUUCUGCUUCUAGGAUUCAGUUUGGCGUCAUUUGUCGGCAAGAUCUAAAGAUGGGGAAGAAUAAAACUGUGAAGUACUUUGUGGUUGAUGCUUUCACUGAUUCGGCUUUCAAAGGGAAUCCAGCUGCUGUUUGUUUUCUCAACGACGACGACAACAACGAGAGAGACGACACGUGGCUUCAGUCUCUCGCCGCCGAAUUCAACAUCUCCGAAACUUGUUUUCUUAUUCCCAUCACUGGUUUCGAUGCUCGCUUCAGUCUCCGGUGGUUUACCCCUUUAGCUGAGGUUGAUCUUUGUGGUCAUGCAACUUUGGCAUCUGGUCAUUGUCUCUUCUCUAAUGGUUUAGUUGAUUCAGACAUGGUUGAGUUUGUCACAAGAUCAGGGAUUCUUACAGCGAAGCGUGUUUCAGAUACUUCAGAGCUCAAUGAUGGUGAAGUGAAAGGAGGAACCUUUUUGAUCGAAUUGAAUUUCCCUGUGGUUACAACUUGUGAUGUUAAUCUCAGUGAUGACUCGUCUUCUAUGAUCACCAAGGCCUUGAACGGAGCUACCAUUGUUGAUAUAAAAGCUACUGCGACAAACAACAUCCUCGUUGUGCUUCCAUCUAUGGAAUCUGUCACUGAAUUGCAACCAAGAAUGGAUGAUAUAUUGAAAUGCCCCUGCGAUGGCAUAAUUGUGACAGCUGCUGGUUCUGCAGGAUCGGCCUAUGAUUUCUACAGUCGUUAUUUCGCUCCUAAGUUCGGAGUUGAUGAGGACCCUGUUUGUGGAAGUGCACAUUGUGCAUUAGCACAUUACUGGAGCCUCAAGAUGAACAAGUGUGAUUUCUUAGCCUACCAAGCUUCACGUAGGAGUGGAACAAUUAGGAUUCAUCUAGACAAGGAGAAGCAGAGGGUUCUCCUGAGAGGCAAAUCCGUGACUGUGAUGGAAGGCCAUGUCUUGGCCCCUAUUGCUACUGCUACUGCUGCAGUGCUGCUUCUCCUGAAGGAUAUGCUAAUGAUUUCAACGUGGAACACAUUGUUUCUAGAUAAGAAAGGAAGAAGAGGAGCUCCUAUGGCCAUGCUCGUGAAGAAGCCUGUGAAGUAUUUUAUGGUUAAUGCGUUCUCUGAGUCAGCCUUCAAGGGAAACCCAGCAGUUGUGUGUUUUCUCGAUGGGAAGAAUGAGAGAGAUGACUCUUGGCUUCAGUCUCUUGCUGCUGAGUUCAACAUUCCCUUGACCUGUUUUGUUAUUCCAAUCACUGCCUCCAAUCCUCUCGACCCCCCACACUUCUUACUCCGGUGGUUCACCCCCAUCCUAGAGGUGGAUCUCUGUGCUCAUGCAACCUUAGCAUCUGCUCACACUCUCUUCUCAAACGGUUUGGUUGGUUCAGACGAAAUCGAGUUUGCCACGCACUCGGGGAUUCUAACAGCCAAAAGGGUUUCAAAAACUCUCAAGUUCUAUGACUAUGAAGAGAAAGAAUCUUUCUUGAUCGAAUUGGAUUUCCCUGUGAUACCAACAUGUGAGUACAACUCCAGUGACAUAUCCAUGUUUUCAAAGGCCUUAAAUGGAGCUACCAUUGUUGAUGUCCAAGGAACAAAGAAUGCUAAAAUCAUUUCCCAAGCUUUCAAUGGAGCUGCCAAAGCAACUUCAACCGAUAAAAUCAUCGUUGUGCUUCCAUCUUGGGAAUCUGUUACUGAACUGCAGCCAAGAAUGGAUGAUAUCUCGAAAUGCCCCGGAAAAUUGAUAAUUGUUACAGCGGCCGCUCCUAAAGGAUCAGUCUAUGAUUUCUGUAGUCGGGUCUUUGCCCCCAAAUUAGGAGUAGAUGAGGAUUCUGUUUGUGGAAGUGCACAUUGUGCACUAGCACAUUACUGGAGCCUCAAGAUGAACAAGUGUGAUUUCGUCGCUUACGCGUUUAAAGAAGAAGAUAUCAAAAGAAACAAGAGGAGAUAUAUGGCCAUGAUCUUGAAGAAGCAUGUCAACUACUUUGUGUGUGCUUUCUUGAUGAUUGAGAGUAAGAGAGAUGACGUCUGGCUUCAGUCUCUCGCCACCGAAUUCAACCUUCCUAUGACUUGUUUUCUUAUUACCAUCACCGGCUCCAAUCCCCCUCGCUUUAUACUGCGGUGGUUCACCCGCUUUGUGGAGAUGGAUAUUUGUGGUCACGCAACCUUAGCAUCUGCUCAUAUUCUCUUCUCAAAUGGUUUGGUUGGUUCUGCUGAUACAGUUGAGUUUUCCACCCAGUCAGGGAUUCUAACUGCCAAAAGGGUUCCAUUGAAUGACGAUGAAUCGAAAGAAGGGUCCUUCACGAUCGAAUUGAAUUUACCUAUGAUCAGAACAUGUGAGUACAACUCCAAUGAUGUCUUCAUGUUCUCCAAAGCCUUAAACGGAGCUACCAUUGUUGACGUCAGAGGAACUACAAUAGCUAGCACCAUCCAUGAAGCCUUGAAUGGAGUUGCCAAGGUGGCUUCAACCGACAAAAUCAUCGUUGUGCUUCCAUCUUGGGAAGCUGUCACUGAGUUUCAGCCAAGAAUGGAUGAUAUCUCGAAAUGCCCCAGUAAAAUGAUAGUUGUUACUGCUGCUGCUCCUGAAGGAUCUGCCUAUGAUUUCAUUAGUCGGGUAUUCGGCCCCAAAAUAGGAGUCGAUGAGAGCCCUGUCUGUGGAAGUGCACAUUGUGCAUUAGCACAUUACUGGAGUCUCAAGAUGAACAAGUGUGACUUUUUUGCUUACGCGGUGAUCUCUCUUUUCCCUAUCUAUCUACAAUCAAUGGGUAGCAGACAGAGGAGAGAGGUUGUGCUUUCAUUUUGGGAAUCUGUCAUUGAAUUGCAGCCAAGAGUGGGUGAUAUCAUGAAAUGCCUCGGCAAAGUGAUGAUUGUUACCGCUGCUGCUCCUCAAGGAUCUCCGUUUGAUUUCUGCAGUCGACUCUUUGCUCCUAAACUAGGGCUCAACUCUGUAAGUGGAAGUGCACAUUGUUUAGCACAUUACUCGAGCCUCAAGAUGAACAAGUGUGAUUUCGUUGCCUAUGCGGCUUCACAAAGGAGUGGAACACUUAAGGUUCAUUAUGACAAGGAGAAGCAGAGAGUCUCGCUCGCCCGGAAAGUUGUGACCGUCAUGAAAGGCUCCAUAUUAGUUUAGUCUUUGACAUUUUCUCAAAAUUCUUGCAGAAAAAGGUCAAAGAUUUUGCUUUCUCGAAUUCCCCAAGUUUUUUCAGAUUCUAUGUAAUAAAGUGAUGAAGUCAAU